UCUCCACUCCACACCAAUACCACAAGUGCACCAGUCGCUCAACAUGGCAGACAGAAUGGAGGGCGUAGUAAUGAGCGGCGGAGUGCCCCAAAUCGACGUCUCCAAAUACCCCGUUCCCGUCGAAACAAUAUACGUCAACAACCUCGAAGAGCGCGUCAAGAUCGACACCAUGAAAGAGGCCCUCACACGAGUCUUCCAGUACUACGGCCCCAUUCUCGAUGUAAUCGCCAAGUCCUCGUUGAAGCGUAAAGGUCAGGCAUUCAUCGUGUUCGACAGCGAGAAGAGCGCGCUCGAUGCAGUAGAGGAGAUGAAUGGCUUCGAGCUCUACGGCAAAGUGAUGAAGGUCUCGCGCGCAAAAACCCACAGCGACGAGACGGUGAAGCGGAAAGCGGCUGAGAUGUUCGAAGAGCACAAGAGGAAGCGGUUGAUGCUGAAGGACUUCAAGCGCGCAGAAGAAGACGCCAAAGCUGCAACCCUUCCCCCCACAACAGAACCCACCAAACCCCGGCCCGCCAAAUCCGGCGCCGCCGUCGUCCCCGACGAGUACGUGCGGCCCAACAAGACGCUGUUCCUGCAGAACAUCCCGCGCGACGUCGACGAAGAGGCGCUGUCGGAUAUCUUCGAGCGGUUCGAGGGUUUCAAGGAAGUGCGUCUUGUGUCGGUCAGGGCGGUGGCGUUUGCAGAGUUCGAGAACGAGCAGUUUGCUAUUACGGCCAAGGAGGCGACGAGUGGGACGCUGGUCGGCAAGGAGGGCGUGCCGAUGAAGGUCACGUAUCAAAGGCAGUAGAUGGGG
This is a messenger RNA of Macroventuria anomochaeta, 793 nucleotides long. RefSeq names its product RNA-binding domain-containing protein. Gene Ontology annotation, molecular function: U1 snRNA binding. Gene Ontology annotation, biological process: mRNA splicing, via spliceosome. The record is from RefSeq and is a predicted model, not a curated record. The transcript has 4 exons. Gene Ontology annotation, cellular component: U1 snRNP. NCBI's taxonomy places the organism in Eukaryota, Fungi, Ascomycota, Dothideomycetes, Pleosporales, Didymellaceae. Bases 56 to 787 code for a protein of 243 amino acids.